Lingula anatina is the source of this 857-nucleotide messenger RNA. RefSeq lists its product as uncharacterized. Lineage: Eukaryota; Metazoa; Brachiopoda; Lingulata; Lingulida; Lingulidae. The record is from RefSeq and is a predicted model, not a curated record.
AUGAUUUAUCAGAAAUACUCAGAAGAGUUGAAGGACAAGACUUUGACAUGGAACACCAUUUUUGGGAGCCUCUCAGAAGGAAUGGAAAAAGUUUUGAGGAUUUUUAGCAUUUUGUGUGCCCUUCCCCCAACAUCUGUUAACAAUGAGACAACUUUCAGCCAGAUGAAACUAGUCAAGAAUAAAAGAAGGGGGCACCUACGAGAUAGCCGAUUAAAUGAUCUCUUAACCAUUAAGUUGGAAUCCCCAAACAUUGAGUCAUUUGACCCAAAACCAGCAAUCUUGGACUGGAUGACAAGCAGUGUUUCUGGGAAGAGAAGAAUUGGAUCCAGUGCCAGAAAGUCCCAGGCCAAGUCCUCAUUGUCACAGACUCAGGGGGAAGUAUUGUUGGAUGAAGAGUUAGAGGGAGCUGCAGCUCAGUCAUCAGAUGAAACUGGUCUCCUUUUUGAAUUUGAGCAAGAGGAAGCUACAGAUUCUUCGGUUUGUGGUGAGAAUGGUGAAGAUGAUGAAGAUGAAUUUGAUGAAGUGGAUGAGAUGGAGAUGGCAGAAAACACAGUGUUUUCAUUAUUGUUGUCCUUCAGAGACUAGUCUGAACCAGACAUUUUAUUAUGUUUAAAACAGUUACUUUCCUAUUAAUAUACAGACACUCUACAUUCUGAUCACUCUGUCUGUCCGUGCUGUCCAACAUGUCUUGUACUACUAUAUGAUUAUGAUAAUGGUGAGGGUGAAUUAGAUGAGGUAAAUGAGAUGGAUUGGAAGAAAAUGUAGCAUUUUCAUUAUUGUUUGCAUUAUUGUUCAUUAUGAUAAUUAUAUAUAAUAAAUUAAUGUGUCCACAUUUGAAACUGAUUUAAUAGACUGUA